UGAAUUGAAAUGUCUCUAAAGUACGAGGAAGUUUAAACGAAGGUCGGGUGUCUGUAAGAUGGCGGGUUGUGUGUUGUGGAUUGUAACACUGUGUGUAUUUGUAGACAUUUUUGUCUUAACCCAUGCUCAGCUUGGUCAUAUGAUUAACAUCGCUUUCAACAAAGCGUGCAAUCUUAGUUCCCGGUAUACAGAGGGCAAUAGAUUUUAUGGCAUUACAUUUUCUGGAGACUGCUCUGCCGCUAUCAAUGGAAACACUGACACAAAUUUCGACAUCAAAGCAAGACCACCCAACUGUAUUCACACUGCAACAAACGACACCAAUCCUCUGUGGCAGGUGGACCUGGGACGAAACUUUUCUUUGCACUCAAUCAUCAUCUAUGGACGCAUAAACAAUAUCGGAAGAAUGGACUGUGUUGAAGUAUCACUCGAUGGAGAACACGUGUACACGUUUCCGUGUCCGGGUACAGUGAAUGUGACCACAGUCAUUGAUCUCAGUCCGCCUCGACAUGGACGAGUGGUGACCAUCACUAGAAACUAUACAACACCAGGCGAUUACUCGCCAUUUUUAAGCAUAUGCGAAGUACAAAUAUGGGUGUGUCAGGUCGGAUGGUGGGGCAGUGACUGUCAAACUCAGUGCAGUCAAAUGUGUCAGGGCGCAGGUGAUGAUACCGGGGAAGACAAUUACUGUGACUCAGACAAUGGUGCUUGUGUCAAAGGCUGCUCAGACGGUUACUACAACGUGUCUAACGACUGUCAAAACACCUGUGGUGAAGGAUGUCAUGACACAUGCAGCAGGACUAACGGGACAUGUCAGUGUCAGCCAGGAUGGCAGCCUCCUCUGUGUCAAUGGUGUGCUGACGGGUGGUUCGGGUCUGAGUGUACAGAGUGCGGCCACUGCGCCAACAACAGCGUCUGUGACAAGAAGACCGGCGUCUGUCCCUUUUGUGAUGGAGACUUUGUAGCCCCCCUGUGUCUAGAGGUUUUAGAAAAGAUGCCACUAUGCGGUGACAAGGAGACUGCCGGUUUGGCGGGUCCUGUGGCUGGUGCAGCAGUUGGCUGUAGUAUUGUCUUUCUUAUUACAGGAAUCCUCAUUGGUCUUUUUCUGAGAAGAUCAAGAUCCAAGCAAAACACCGAACAUCUCAGCUCACCUAAUGAAAUCUCCUCAACUGCAGAACGAUCAGGCUCUACAUCUCUGAAAGACACAUCGGACUACAGCAACAACGUCUAUGACGCACUCGACCCUCGUGACGAGAGUAUCGCCCCCUAUACUUCUCUCCACAUCCAGACUAGCAGCAAGGGAACCUAGAGGCCUGCUUCUUACAUCAAUACGUGUCCAGUGAAACAAACAAUUUAAGUUCGACUUGCAAGCAGUUUCUUUUAAGUAUUCAAUAAUUUGUAAAUAUAAAAAAGAGCAUGCACGCCAACUAUUUCUGGAGAGUUGCACAUCACUAGCGUUCCAGUUUCGUAAUGAACUGACUGGAACAGUUGACACACCUACCGAAGCGUGUGAAUCAUGGCGGAGUGGACUCCGGCCGAUCGAUCCAACAGUUCGGCCUUGAAAUAACAUUAUAUACAUUAUUUACAUUAUAUACAGUCCUGUUGCAAACCAGAAGAGCAAAAAAAAAAAAAAAAAAAAAAAUAGUAACAAAAGCACGUGUAAACCUGAAGGUCCAACACUUUUAUCCAAAUCGAAGAACGACCACAGAGCAAAGUAAAUGAAGGAGACUCGAUCCCCUCAGCCUGUUAGUCGAAGGGACACAACUCUCAUAUCUCCAUUGUAAUCCGUUCCACGUCGGAUAAUUUCCAGACUAUACCAUCCGCGACUGUUAGCCUGGGAAGAGGUCGAAUGAUGGGUGAUAUAUGUUCGUAUCUAGAUGGUCUGGAGAUGAGACGAGCAGCAUUAUUCUGGAUCCUCUGAAGUCUGUCAAGAAACUACUUGGGAAUGACAGGCAAACGAAAAUUAGAAGUCUGUCCUCGAGAACACAAAGACACACACAAGAGUGUUAGCUGUUGCACAACUAGUGAGAUAAUAACAAAGAGUAUUAAUCCUACAAAUUUCAAGGUAAACCAUUCUGCAGAUUUGAAAAAAAUAUGAUAAUGGAAUGUCAGAACGAGAAGGAUACCUAAGCUGCAGACAGGUGGAGACAGCAAUAGUUAAAUUGUUUAUGGAUGGAGAACGAGGAAGAGUCAAUUUAAUACGUAUCUAUAUUCAAUGUAUGUAUAAUUAUGUAAUCCACGUUACAUCAAGCAGUUAUAUGAGUAUAUACUAGCGUGCACCAUUUAUUUCAAUUUAUCUUUUAAUUAAUGUUUUAACGGGGAGAAGUGUGAUGUCCUAGCUUUCCGGAUUUUCUUAGCAAAUGUUGAGUUUGGAGUCCAUGGUUUUGCCAACUGUGAUCCUAGUGAAUGUAUUGUGAUAUUUUUCGUGAUUGUGACAUUCCGUUUAAUUUUUACUGCUUCAGCUGAUCUGUUAAAUAAAAGUACAUUC
Molecule: messenger RNA, 2485 nt
Organism: Pomacea canaliculata
Lineage: Eukaryota; Metazoa; Mollusca; Gastropoda; Architaenioglossa; Ampullariidae
Product: multiple epidermal growth factor-like domains protein 11
Exons: 9
Coding region: 59-1306 (415 amino acids)
Source: RefSeq, a predicted model, not a curated record